CUUCUCAAUAAUGUCUUCAAAUUACUUAAUAAAAAAAGGAAUAUACAUCGUACGUUGCAAUAAAAGAGAGACAAGGACAUAACCAAAUUAUCACAAUUUCCUCAGCUUUUCACUAUUUAGUAAGUAAAAAUCAAAAUACCAGUCUUGUCUCGUCUCUCUUUUCUUUUCCUUAUUUACUUGCUCCCACUUAAAAACAAACUUGCGGAAACUCAACUCAACUCAUUACCGUAUUUCAAGAAUGAACCAAGAAAUGAACGGUGAUGAACCUCAAGAAAAGUUGCAGGAGAAAAUAGAUUAUGUGUUUAAGGUGGUGGUGAUCGGUGACUCUGCGGUGGGUAAGACACAGCUGCUGUCUAGGUUUACUAAGAAUGAGUUUUUUUUCGAUUCAAAGUCUACUAUUGGAGUUGAGUUUCAGACCAGAAGUGUCACCAUUAAUGGUAAACUUGUUAAAGCCCAGAUCUGGGAUACUGCUGGUCAAGAAAGGUAUCGAGCAGUCACAAGUGCAUACUACAGAGGAGCAUUAGGAGCCAUGCUAGUAUACGACAUCACAAAACGACCAACCUUUGAUCACGUGGCUCGCUGGGUAGAGGAGCUCCGGGCCCAUGCUGAUACGUCCAUCGUCAUCACAUUGAUUGGAAACAAGGCUGAUCUUGUUGAUCAAAGGGCGGUUCCAACAGAAGAUGCUGUGGAGUUCGCAGAGGAGCAGGGCCUUUUUUUCUCUGAAACGUCAGCGCUUAGUGGAGACAAUGUUGACAGGGCAUUUUUCAGACUGCUUGAGGAAAUUUACGGUGUGAUUUGUAAGAAGUCUUUGGAGCGUGGUGAUCGUAAAUCCAACGGUGGGGAUUCAAUCAAGUUGAGUGGAUCAAAGAUUGAUGUUAUUACAGGUUCUGAUUUGGAAAUUAGUGAAAUUAAAAAGUUAUCAUAUUGUUCUUGUUGAUUGCUGAGAUAAAUUUGUUAUGAAAAAGUUUCUAUCAUAUUUAGGUUUUAUUUGCUGAUUUUUCUAUGUUUUACUUGUUGAAAAAUUUGGUAACAUGUUGUAUUUGAAAAGUGUAAUUUUCUUUCUAC
Molecule: messenger RNA, 1065 nt
Organism: Mercurialis annua (annual mercury)
Lineage: Eukaryota; Viridiplantae; Streptophyta; Magnoliopsida; Malpighiales; Euphorbiaceae
Product: ras-related protein RABA3
Exons: 2
Coding region: 239-937 (232 amino acids)
Cellular component (GO): endosome
Molecular function (GO): GTPase activity; GTP binding
Source: RefSeq, a predicted model, not a curated record